AUGGCAGGUAGAUUGGACGCAAGCACAGCUGGCGAGUUAGCCACGCGGAUACCGUCCGUGCUCCAAGUGCCCCGGAAAUGGCAUACUUGUUUGCAACACAGCUCCCGCCUAAACCACACAAGUGACACUCGAUCUCCCCAAGCCGACAGACGAAUACAUAUUUCGGACAUACAUCUACGGCCCGACACGCUGCAACUGCAACUUGGCAAGCAGGCUGCGCACUUCAUUGACACAUUAACCGGCGGCCUCUUCAGACGCCACUUUGUAGACGACCCACGAGGACGAUCUUCCUGCCAUUUAGACCGGCGACGUUUACCUACCGUACCCGUAGCCUCAAUCGCAAUGGCCGAUCAAAUCCUCGACCAGGUUCGCGAUCUGGCGGAAGGUCAGAUUGACUUUGAGGGCCAGAAGCUGGCAGAUCUUCUCGCAACCCUCGUCCUCUCGGCAUCCGGAGUCCUCUCCUUCAUAAUCGGUUAUCUGUUUCAAGAUAUCAAGCUCGCGGUCUACGUCGGCUUGGGCGGAACCGUCCUCACAUUCCUCCUCGUCGUGCCUCCUUGGCCUUUUUACAAACAACACCCGAUCAAGUGGUUGGAGCCGGGAUCUGAAUCUGGGUCUGGAUCGCGGAAUGUGGCUACAAUAGAGAAGUCGGGAUAG
Messenger RNA from Colletotrichum higginsianum IMI 349063, 654 nucleotides. RefSeq names its product Microsomal signal peptidase 12 kDa subunit. Gene Ontology annotation, biological process: protein targeting to ER. The record is from RefSeq and is a predicted model, not a curated record. Gene Ontology annotation, cellular component: signal peptidase complex; endoplasmic reticulum membrane. The transcript is spliced from 3 exons. Lineage: Eukaryota; Fungi; Ascomycota; Sordariomycetes; Glomerellales; Glomerellaceae. Bases 1 to 654 code for a protein of 217 amino acids.